This is a messenger RNA of Cladophialophora immunda, 2887 nucleotides long. RefSeq lists its product as uncharacterized. NCBI's taxonomy places the organism in Eukaryota, Fungi, Ascomycota, Eurotiomycetes, Chaetothyriales, Herpotrichiellaceae. The transcript has 2 exons. The record is from RefSeq and is a predicted model, not a curated record. The coding region runs from base 67 to 2568 and encodes 833 amino acids.
ACGAAAUCGAAACCGCUCCCGAUUCCUCCGCCUAGAUGACCGAAGCCGCGACGCGAACUUCUCUACAUGGUUCUAGACAACCUUCCUGCGGUCGACUUGCUCCAGCUGCAAGGGUGUAACCACGCCUUACGCGGGAUCAUCUCGAACAGCGGUCAACUUUGGGAUCCACAUGGCGCUAAGAGUCCGGCCGCCUUUCGAGUAGGGCUUCGACAGGAUUUCAAAGGCCAGGUCAAGAGGAUGCGAAAUAUGGCUGACCAGGUUGCGGCCAUUGACUACGCCCUCCGAGACGACGACCCCGAGGGAAUUCCACAUCCGAUGGCUAUAAUCCAUUUUUCGCUCCUUCCUCCCCUCCUAGGUCAGGUGUUCCAGGGAACCUUUUCGCCGGGUCGUCGGCUAUGGCUGGCAGGUUUGCUCAGGUACAAUAUGACGGCCGGUACUCGUCGUUGGUCGAUACGGACUUGGACAUUGGUGCAGGCAGUGGUUUUGAAGGUAUAUGCCCAAACGGUGGCUCACGAGGAAGCCGCGGCCGCUCUUCGGAAGAGAGGGAUAAAUAAGGAUAAGGCGGAACUCAGGACUGAACUCUCAGUGCUUGUGAAACUAGCCGAGGUCGUUGCAGAUCUUAUUACCGCUAACUCCUUCGAAGACGCGACGAAUGUGUCAGAAAUGCUUGGAAUGCUAUUUCAGUCACGCCCUCUGGUUCAGGAUAAAGCUCGAGAAGAUAUGUGGCAACCCAUACAAGAACGUCUUGCGUCUGCUAUACAGAACAACAUUGGAGCUGGUUCGUCCGUCCGUCAGCCAAUUGAGGAGUCGGCGACGCAUUGGUAUAGUAUUAUACGCGGGUACUGGACUCAGUCGAAAGAUCGCCACCCGGCGACAAUGUUCACGGAACUCGUCGGGGAUUUGGCGGUCGUAUCUAUCCAACGCAGAGAGUGGGACCAGGCUCGACUAACGUUUGAUCUUGUUGACCACCUACCUGACGCGGUCAACCUUAAAACUAGCGCUUUCACGAGCUGGAAGGCCAUACGCCGACAUUUGUAUGGGAUUUCUUCGCCAAUGAAACCAGAUGAGUGGAAUAAUGCCGAACAAUCCGCAACUUUACUCUUGGACCUCAUUAAGAUCCAAGGUCACGCGGAGGACCGCGACCUUGAGUACAUCAUCUCGCUGAUUGAGCAAGCGGUGAAGGCCCGUCGAGACACAAGUAGACAGUUGCUAGUGUCGCUACUCGUGCGUCUCUUGGAGGAGUCCGGUCCACAUGGGCCUCAAGUUAACGCGCUCGUCGAAGCCUUGUUUGUUACCAUCUUGGAACAGGGGCACAAGGACAUAACAGAACACAAUCUCGCGGCGACAAUGCCAGAGCUUCAAGACCUCGCGACGGUAACUCAGCUUCUCAGUCUCGGUAAAGGAUCGAGUCAGCUUUACACUACACUCCUUGACCGCUCACGGACGGUGAUCUCCAGAACGAUCUACCUCGGAAGCCUCCUAGGAACGCGUCAUUCUCCCUACUAUCUUUUCACCCUGUUGGAAAGGGUGGCCAAAAUCGACCUUCCGAACUCAUGGUCCUACCUCUUGAGAGCUCUGGCGGAAAGCUCCAAGAAAAGCAUCGACGAAGCCCGUCAAGAAUCGGUCACAUGUGCUUCGGGCGUAUGGGAUUUGAUAUUCGAGAAAUGCGACGCCGCAAGGUUCGAGGAUGAGUUGAACAUGGCGAGCCGAGAUUCUAUCGAUCGAAUUAUGGAUAUCGGAGCAUUACUCAAGACGGCCGUAGACCGGGAGUGCGGUAAAUCUGUGCGUCUUAUUCUGACGAUGUGGAGAUUUGUCGGAUUCAAGACCACCGCGUUUGAUGUCACGCUACUGGAUGUUAUUUCUCAGUCGGCUCGAUUUUCCGAGAAGCCCUUGUUGCUCCUGCCCGACAUCAUUAAAGAACAUGACUUUUGUCAAAAGAGUGCGACAAUGUGCUCCGAGAGCUUGGUCACGAUGGUGCAGAUGCAUAUGCGGGGGCCUCGCGAAGAACGCUCUGGGAACCAUGGGAGUCUCGAACAAGCUUUUCUCCUCAUAUCCCGGUCUUUGGGACAACUUGAUGAAAGAUUUAGUGGGCGUAUUGACACGCGAGAAGCAUGGCAAUGGAUACAUCGUCACAGCCUGAAGCUCUUGGAGGCUGAGUUUGAGGGGAGGAAUUUCGAAGCUGCAUCUGACGCCGUCUGUUGGUGGGGACAGCUUCCGCUGGAUAUUCAUCUGACCAAGGACGCUCGGCAGACCGUAACAGAGAUAUUGGAGGAGAUCGAGAGAAUCCGUCUCGCAGAAAAGACAGGAGGAGGUCUGGGCUGGCUUAACAUACAAAGCCUUUGGAGAACCCGGAUUUUAGAAGCUAACCGCACAACGGAGUUGGCGUGUCAUGAAGCUUCUCUGGAGUCGUUUUGGGGGGAAUCUAGCACAUUUGUCCAACGAUAUGCUAGGGGUGUUGGAAAUGAAAUCGAUCGACAUCCCCCCCCAACCCACUCUAAUUUUUUGAACUCUAUCGUCAGCCUCACAGCGGCACUCGCCAGGUACCUAAGGAAUCUUUCCCUGCAUUAGGAGCGAGACUUCGAGAGUUGGAACUGCUUGGCGGCUCUCACGAUCCUGUAAGCGCGGUAUUGUCGCGGUCGGGAGGAGUUAUGAGAUUUCCUUUCCGGCUGUUAAAAUCAGACUUUAACACGCCAAAGGAAGGGUCAUACAUUCGAAGAGUGCGCUUUCUCGGAGAGGGUGGCGAAAACUUGAUCCUCGAUAGGGCGAACGCUACUCGUGUGGAAAAUUUCAACAAGUGGAAAGGCAAUCCACAAAUCAGAGACCAAGAGAUAUGGAUAUUCGACGAAGGGGACAUGUAUGGGCGGGAGUUGUGGGAAAGCCUAGUUCC